Messenger RNA from Phacochoerus africanus (Common warthog), 1009 nucleotides. RefSeq names its product INO80 complex subunit C (gene INO80C). The record is from RefSeq and is a predicted model, not a curated record. Gene Ontology annotation, biological process: chromatin remodeling. The coding region runs from base 154 to 732 and encodes 192 amino acids. Lineage: Eukaryota; Metazoa; Chordata; Mammalia; Artiodactyla; Suidae. The transcript has 5 exons. Gene Ontology annotation, cellular component: Ino80 complex.
AGAUUUGGCCGAGAGAAGUCAACGAAAGCUUUCAGAGUCCAGGCCGGGUUUUCAAAAGCAUUAAGACGGAAGUAACCGAGGGCCGGAAGUUUCACGGUCCGCACAGGGACAGAAGUGGGGAGGGGGGGGGGUUGAGGAAGGCUUGGGGUAGGAAUGGCGGCUCAAAUCCCAAUUGUGGCCACCACUUCCACUCCCGGGAUACCCCGGAACAGCAAGAAGAGGCCGGCCAGUCCUUCCCACAACGGCAGCAGCGCCGGAGGCUAUAGCGCCAGUAAGAAGAAAAAAGUGUCCGCCUCUGGUUUUGCGCAGGGGAUCAGCAUGGAAGGCAUGAGUGAGAAUAAAAUGGUGCCCUCUGAUUUUAGCACAGGAUCUAUGGAAAAAGCUGCCAAACCUUUGCCAUUUAAGGAUCCUAACUUUGUGCACUCUGGCCAUGGUGGUGCAGUAGCUGGCAAGAAGAACAGAACCUGGAAGAACCUGAAACAAAUUCUGGCUUCCGAAAGGGCAUUGCCAUGGCAACUGAACGAUCCUAACUACUUCAGUAUUGAUGCACCUCCAUCCUUUAAACCAGCUAAGAAGUAUUCUGAUGUUUCAGGACUUCUUGCCAACUACACUGACCCCCAGAGCAAGCUGCGCUUCAGCACCAUUGAAGAGUUUUCCUACAUUCGGAGGCUGCCGUCCGAUGUGGUCACUGGCUACCUGGCGCUGAGGAAGGCCACGAGCAUCGUGCCCUGAGCCCCCAGAAAUGGAGAUGAAGUGGAAAACUGUUUCAAAGGCAGACUUUGGACUCAAGAUUUUAUUUCAUGGAAACAAACUCAUUCUGCUGUCAAUCUGGAAAUGUCAGUGUUGUGCCUUGGAAAGAAUGUUUGGCUUUAAUUUAAGAUUUUCUUUUUUUUUUUUUUUCUGUUUUCCCUCCAAGUGUGAUAUUUCCUGUUGAAUUAAAUUAUACUUCAGUUGUUGCCUCGAGGAAAGUUAUUCAACAAGAAAAUAUAAAAUUGUGCUUUUAAUUUAA